Messenger RNA from Silurus meridionalis, 989 nucleotides. RefSeq names its product little elongation complex subunit 1-like. The transcript is spliced from 7 exons. The coding region runs from base 172 to 900 and encodes 242 amino acids. The record is from RefSeq and is a predicted model, not a curated record. Lineage: Eukaryota; Metazoa; Chordata; Actinopteri; Siluriformes; Siluridae.
CAACAGAGAGGAGACUCUCACAAAGCACAUGCUCUCGCCUACAGACUCCUUAAAGAAGCUUCUUCACAGAGGACAGAAGCUUCUGCCCAGCUGAAGAAAAGCAGCUCCAAAGCAUAGUGCUGCCCCCCACCAUACCACCAUGUUGAUUUUCUUGAAGCCCCCAAAGUGAUUAUGGUCAUGGUGACAGCAUGGCCAAGUUUUUUGUCCCAUGAAAGUUCUUUAUGCCGAGCAAUUCACAUAGUGAGCAACCUGAAAGCAAAGGGAAAGAUAUUUCACUUGCUCACCAAGUAUCUGCACUGGGAUGAGGAGCCUCCGGGAAACAUCCACAAUGCUAUCACCAGCACCCUGAAGUCUUUUCUGGAAGACAGCAGUCUGAGGUUCCUGGAGAACAGCUGGUAUGGUUAUGAUCUCUGCCCUGCUACCUGGAACUACAUCUUCAGCCUGGAUCUUCUGUGUGCACAACUGGGCUGGACUUGGACCAUUACCAAUAUUAUACGGAAGGAUCUUUGGCUGAUCCUGAACACUUGGCUGAGGCAAGCAAGAACAGAGCAAACACCGUUCCGAGACGUCUGUGUAGCAGCAGUUUUCAGGCUACUUGGGCGACUUGGUCAACUAGGACUUAAGGAGAACCUGCUAAUGUCAUUUGAAAAUCUGGCAAAAAGCAUAAAUCAGUUUGGAAUGCAAAACUUCUCAAAAGGUAUGCCAUGGGAAGUGCAGCUCUCAGUCAUCUAUGCCACUCAUGAUCUGGCACCCAGCAACCCUGAAGCAGCUCUGAAGACAUUGGAAUCAUGGAGGAAAAACAGCACACAGCCCGUUCCCCCAGCCGUCAUCAAAUGCAUUACGCAAAUCAGCUUCCUUUGUCAUCAGACCAAGUCACAAAACUCUAAGAAACUACUGUAGUGAUUAUUAUAGUGAGCACUGCAUCCCCCAGGUCUGUAUCCUCAGUCACCAGCUGUUCACACUGUGAAUCAUGACUGUGCUGCAAUGCA